This is a messenger RNA of Hansenula anomala, 649 nucleotides long. It is a transcript of the gene COX4, whose product is annotated as cytochrome c oxidase subunit IV. Gene Ontology annotation, cellular component: mitochondrial envelope. Gene Ontology annotation, biological process: mitochondrial electron transport, cytochrome c to oxygen. The record is from RefSeq and is a predicted model, not a curated record. Lineage: Eukaryota; Fungi; Ascomycota; Saccharomycetes; Phaffomycetales; Wickerhamomycetaceae. The annotation marks the transcript as partial. The transcript has a single exon.
UAAUGUUAUCAGCCAUCACACGUCAACGUCUAAUCACAAGAUUACCAAUCCGUUCAUUUUCCACAACUCGUUUUGCUUUAAAUACAAGUAAACCUGUUAAAAUUGCUCAAAACUUAUCUGAAGUUAAUGGUGCCGAAUCCUUGAUUGGUCCAGGUGCUAAAGAAGGUACCAUGCCAACUGAUUUAGAACAAGAAACCGGUUUAGCAAGAUUGGAAUUAUUGGGUAAAUUAGAAGGUAUUGAAAUUUUCGAUACUAAACCUUUAGACAGUUCAAGAAAAGGUACUAUGGCUGAUCCAAUUGUUGUUGAAAGUUAUGAUGAUUACCGUUAUGUUGGUUGUACUGGUUCCCCAGCUGAUUCCCAUAUUAUUGAAUGGUUGAAACCAACAGUGGAUCAAGUUGCAAGAUGUUGGGAAUGUGGUUCAGUUUAUAAAUUAAAACCAGUUGGUGUUCCUCAAGAUGAUCAUCAUCAUUAAAUUCAAUAAAAACCAUUCAUAAACAGUAUGGAAAAUAUGAUGUCAUGAAAUAUUAAUUAUCAACAUUCAAAAAAAUUAAAAUACAACAAACAAAUUUUAUUAUUGUCAAGAUUUGACAACAUUUAGUAACUCUUUUUUUUACUCAUUAUUUUAUUAUUAUCAUUAUUAUUAUCAUC